Molecule: messenger RNA, 1316 nt
Organism: Plasmodium vivax (malaria parasite P. vivax)
Lineage: Eukaryota; Apicomplexa; Aconoidasida; Haemosporida; Plasmodiidae
Exons: 7
Coding region: 1-711 (236 amino acids)
Source: RefSeq, a predicted model, not a curated record
AUGGCCCCACUGCCCAGCUGGGCCAUCGCCGUACUUUUGCUGCUCUGCUUGCACAAUCAAAUAGGGACGCUGAAUUGCCUAAAAUGUGCAGAUAAUCAUAAGUGCAAAAACGCCUGUUACAUUUUGGACGAUGAUAAGCAGGUAUGCUUGUGCAAUGCAAAUGAGAAGGGGGUGCACUGCACGGAGAAAUGGAAUAUGUGCGAGAAGGACUGUAACAUUCGCGGGAUGAACGAAUCGUGCUCUAUUGCCUUAUGCAGACGGGGAAAGUGCAUUCCGAUUGACAAGAAGCCCUAUUACUCAUGCGAGUGCGGAGACUUCUACACAGGGAAGAACUGCGAAAUUGAAAACAACCCCUGCUCGUCGGCAGAAACGAAUCCUUGCCUGAACGGUACAUGUCUUUUUAUCGCUAAACUGAACAGAGUUAUUUGCAAGUGCCACAAUGGGUGGACUCAGAAGGAUAAACAGAGUUCGUCCAUGCUCAACUGGGGGAGGGAGAAGGUCGAGGUGCCUCCCCCCUGCGAUGUACAAAUCACGAGGGGGCUCUCCAAGUACGUGGUUUACCACACGCCGGCGGCGUACGCCAUGUGGUGGCUAAUCUACGUGGUGAGCGUCCUGGUGCUGUUCCUCUGCUGCUGCAACGUGUGCUUCGACUUCUUCUCCCACUCCCUGCUGAGUUACUUUACGUUAUUCGGCGGGAAGAAGAGGGACUGACCAGGGCGGCGGGAAGGAUUUCCAUAAUUUUGGCCCUGAUGGAUUUAUGGCCACAAAUAAGAGAAGACAUACUCCACGUGGAAGUUGCCCGGGUGCAUCUUAACAAACUGUUGGAGCUCCUGAAGGUGUCCGUUCUUUUCUGCCUCGUAGGUAUGAAUUCUGAUGGCUAUGGAGAGAUUAUUAGAGUUACUGGAGGAUAUAGAAUAAAGCCUUGCGCAUUUUUUCCCCCCUUUUUUCCCCCCCUCUUGGGGGUUAUUUUUGUCGUCUGUUUGGACCACCUCUUCAUAAUAGGGAAUGACCCCGCAUGAGUGCCCCUCCAAAUAUUUGAACAUCCCCCCGUGGUCUAUCUCCAGGUUAUACACUUCAUGCAGAGCAUUUUGUCUCACGAGCUUUACCUUAUCGACCACUUUACACCUUAGUGGGUUCCUAAUUGUGUAAACAUUUGUGUAGCUAUUCCCCUCUGCGUUGGUGAAAUGUCGGAGGGGUUUCCUCUUCUUGCAUAUGGUUGAGGCGCUCUUCACAAAGAAUGCCUUUUUAAUUUCAUAUUUUUUUUUUUCCCACGCUGGACAUGCGCUAACCUUGUGCGAGGUCACCCCCCCGCCGGU